ACAGUUGACUAGAAACUCAAAAGUCAAAUUUCUAUCGCAGAUAAAGUAUCUGAGCUCCCUAUAAUUACCCAUGGUUCAAAUUUUCUGAGCAACCAAACAAAAGAAGAAACACGAAAAAUUUGCUCCAAGUAUGGAAGUCUAUGUACUAAAUAUCCUUCCAAUAUCUCUACUGGUUCUGCUAAUCUGUGGAGUUGCUAAAGUUUCCUACUCCAUUUGGUGGAAACCCAAAUGGCUAGAGAGGAACUUAAAACGACAAGGAAUUAGAGGCACUCCUUACAAGCCACUGGUCGGUGACAUGAAAGAGUAUAUAAGGCUGAUAAGUGAAGCAUGGUCCAAACCUCUGAGUCUAGCCCACCAAAUUAUUCCACGUGUUGACCCAUUUACCAUGAAUAAUUUCCAGAAAUAUGGAAAGCUUUCAAUUUGCUGGUUUGGGACAACUCCAAAGUUGAUCAUCAUGGAGCCGGAGAUGAUCAAAGAAGUUCUGUCCAACAAGCAAAGUCACUUUCACAAGCCACCUCUAAGCCCUCUCAUUACCAUCCUGACCAGAGGGCUAACGACUCUACAAGGUGACAACUGGGCGAGACAUAGAAGGAUCAUAAAUCCUGCAUUCCACCUAGAGAGACUCAAGGAAAUGGUACCAGUGUUUACGAUCAGUUGUGGUAAAAUGAUGGAAAAAUGGGAGAGAAUGGUUAGCCUUCAAGGAACUUGUGAGGUGGAUAUGUGGCCGGAAUUCCAAAAACUUACUGCAGACGUUAUUUCAAGGGCAGCAUUUGGAAGCGACUAUGAAGAAGGGAAGAAGAUCUUUGAGCUUCAGAAAGAACUGAUAUUGCUAGUAGUCGAAGCCAUGAAGACCAUAUACAUUCCUGGUUUCAGGUUCCUUCCAACCAAAAAGAAUCGGAGGAGAAAGAAGUUGGACAAGGAGAUCACAUCUAUGCUAAGAAACAUAACCCAGAAUAAAUGGAACGCGAUGAGAACUGAACAAUCGAAGGCGGAUGACUUGCUAGGCCUUCUGCUACAAUCUAAUAACCAAGAGAGUUUACCAGAAAAUGAGUGUAACAAAAAAAGCAAUGAGAUGACACUUGAAGAGGUGAUAGAGGAAUGCAAGCAGUUCUACCUUGCUGGCCAAGAAACAACCGCAAGCUGGUUAACAUGGAUCAUCAUUGUCUUAGCUAUGCAUCCAAGUUGGCAAGAAAAGGCAAGGGAAGAAGUCCUACAAAUUUGUGGAAAUAGGGAGCCUAAUUUUGAAUCUAUUAGUCACCUAAAGAUUGUAACAAUGAUACUUAAUGAAGUCCUAAGGCUUUAUCCACCAGUGAUUGCUCAAUAUCUACAUGCUUACAAGGACAGCAAAGUAGGGAAUAUCAAUGUUCCUGCUGGAGUUGAUCUUACUUUGCCUACACUGCUCAUUCAUCAUGAUUCUGAGCUCUGGGGUGAUGAUGCAGAAGUGUUCAAACCAGAGAGAUUCUCUCAAGGGGUUUCAAAGGCAUGUAAGGACCAACUAGCAUUUUUCCCAUUUGGGUGGGGCCCAAGGACCUGUAUUGGCCAAAACUUUUCCAUCAUAGAAGCCAAAGUUGCGAUGGCUAUGAUACUACAACGUUUCUCAUUCAAGCUCUCACCUUCGUACACUCAUGCUCCUUACACUGUCAUGACUCUUCAACCACAGCAUGGAGCGCAAAUCAUACUAUGCAAACCAUAAGCUGCAAGC
Messenger RNA from Ziziphus jujuba (common jujube), 1702 nucleotides. RefSeq names its product cytochrome P450 CYP72A616. The coding region runs from base 131 to 1693 and encodes 520 amino acids. The record is from RefSeq and is a predicted model, not a curated record. Gene Ontology annotation, molecular function: oxidoreductase activity, acting on paired donors, with incorporation or reduction of molecular oxygen; iron ion binding; monooxygenase activity. The transcript has 5 exons. Lineage: Eukaryota; Viridiplantae; Streptophyta; Magnoliopsida; Rosales; Rhamnaceae.